This is a messenger RNA of Octopus bimaculoides (California two-spot octopus), 1092 nucleotides long. RefSeq names its product mitotic checkpoint protein BUB3. The record is from RefSeq and is a predicted model, not a curated record. Lineage: Eukaryota; Metazoa; Mollusca; Cephalopoda; Octopoda; Octopodidae. Gene Ontology annotation, molecular function: protein binding.
AAUAUUACUUGUAUUUUUAAAAUUUGUCUUUUCAGAUCUCCUGAUAUUCACUAUGUCAGAUCAAGUCAUUGAGUUUAAGUUGAAGAAUCCACCAACCGAUGGUAUUUCAGCUGUAAAAUUUGGACCCAAUUCUAACCAGUUUUUACUUGUGUCAUCAUGGGACAGCAGUGUACGCCUUUAUGAUGUUAUUAGUAACAAUAUGAGAAUGAUGUAUAACCACAGUUGUGCUGUUUUGGAUUGUUGCUUCCAUGAUUCCGUUCAUGUCUACAGCGGUGGCAUUGAUGAUACUUUGAAGUCAUAUGACUUCAAUGCUAAUGCAGAGACUACUGUCGGUAAACAUGAUGCACCAAUCCGUUGUGUAGAGUAUUGUUCGAGUGUGAAUGUUAUUGUAACUGGAAGUUGGGAUCACAGUGUCAAACUGUGGGACCCACGAUCUCCAUGCAGCUCUGGAGGACUCGCCCAACCAGAUAAAGUGUAUACCUUAGCUGUGUGUGGUGACAGAUUGGUUGUUGGCACUGCUGGAAGAAGAGUUUUGGUAUGGGAUUUACGAAACAUUGGCUAUGUCCAGCAAAGAAGAGAGUCAAGUUUAAAAUUUCAGACUCGAUGUAUAAGAUGUUUUCCAAACAAACAAGGAUAUGUUUUGAGUUCAAUUGAAGGUCGAGUUGCUGUUGAAUACCUUGAUCCCAGUCCUGAAGUGCAAAAGAAGAAAUAUGCUUUCAAAUGUCAUCGAAUUAAAGAAAAUGGUGUUGAGAAAAUUUAUCCAGUGAAUUCUAUUGCUUUCCACAAUACUCAUAACACAUUUGCCACAGGUGGUUCUGAUGGGUUUGUAAAUAUAUGGGAUGGCUUCAACAAGAAAAGACUCUGUCAGUUUCAUAAAUAUCCAACCAGUAUAUCUUCAUUGGCUUUCAGUCACGAUGGUAGCACUCUGGCCAUAGCAUCUUCAUAUAUGUAUGAAUCGGAUGAAAUGAAGGAUUUACCCGAAGACACUGUAUUCAUUCGUAAUGUAACCGAUCAAGAAACCAAACCUAAAUCAUAAAUAUUAUAGUUUUCUUCUUAUUUUAAUUACGUUGAAAUAAAAUUAACAAACAUUUA